Thyridium curvatum is the source of this 612-nucleotide messenger RNA. RefSeq lists its product as uncharacterized. Gene Ontology annotation, cellular component: small-subunit processome; 90S preribosome; cytosolic small ribosomal subunit. The transcript is spliced from 3 exons. Lineage: Eukaryota; Fungi; Ascomycota; Sordariomycetes; Thyridiales; Thyridiaceae. Gene Ontology annotation, biological process: rRNA processing; ribosomal small subunit biogenesis; translation. Bases 1 to 612 code for a protein of 203 amino acids. The record is from RefSeq and is a predicted model, not a curated record. Gene Ontology annotation, molecular function: structural constituent of ribosome.
AUGUCUGCUCCUCAGCUCAACAAGAUCGCGGCCAACAGCCCUUCGCGCCAGAACCCCUCUGAGCUCGAGGCCAGCAUCGCUGGCGCUCUCUACGACCUCGAGACGAACACUGCCGACCUCAAGGUUGCCCUGCGCCCUCUGCAGAUCGUCUCUGCCCGUGAGAUCGAGGUUGGCCACGGCAAGAAGGCUAUUGUCAUCUUUGUCCCCGUCCCUUCCCUGCAGGGCUUCCACCGCGUCCAGCAGCGCCUCACCCGUGAGCUCGAGAAGAAGUUCUCUGACCGCCACGUCCUGAUCCUGGCCUCGCGCCGCAUCCUCCCCCGCCCCAAGCGCUCCAGCCGCUCCCGCAACACCCAGAAGCAGAAGCGCCCGCGCUCGCGGACCCUGACUGCUGUCCACGACGCCAUCCUGACCGACCUCGUCUACCCCGUCGAGAUCGUCGGCAAGCGCCUCCGCACCAAGGAGGACGGCAGCAAGACCCUCAAGGUCGUCCUCGACGAGAAGGAGCGUGGUGGCGUUGACUACAGGCUGGACACCUACUCCGAGGUCUACAGGCGGCUCACCGGCCGCGGUGUCGUCUUCGAGUUCCCCCAGACUGGUGCCUCCGACUACUAG